Molecule: messenger RNA, 1087 nt
Organism: Tripterygium wilfordii
Lineage: Eukaryota; Viridiplantae; Streptophyta; Magnoliopsida; Celastrales; Celastraceae
Product: oxygen-evolving enhancer protein 2, chloroplastic-like
Exons: 4
Coding region: 106-909 (267 amino acids)
Biological process (GO): photosynthesis
Cellular component (GO): photosystem II; photosystem II oxygen evolving complex; extrinsic component of membrane
Molecular function (GO): calcium ion binding
Source: RefSeq, a predicted model, not a curated record
AUCCAAAGCCAUUUCCCUUCACAUAUCACAAAUCCAUCCAAACCACAUCAAACACCCAACAAAGCCUGAAACAACACCAACACAAUUCAAUUCUCAAACCCAAGAAUGGCCUCCACUGCUUGCUUCUUGCACCACCAUGCACUCACCACUUCCACUACUGCUAGAUCAUCAUCAGCAUCGUCGCAGCGCCAUGUCUCAAGCAUCACGCCUUCCCACCUAGUCUGCCGGGCCCAGAACCAGAAGCAGACACUACUCCAAGAGGAUCACACUGCUAUGUCUCGCAGAUUGGCUCUCACAAUUCUCAUUGGUGGUGCUGCUAUUGGCUCCAGGGUUGCACCUGCUGAUGCUGCCUAUGGGGAAGCUGCCAAUGUUUUUGGGAAGCCAAAGACAAACACAGACUUCUUGCCAUACAAUGGAGAUGGGUUCAAGCUGUCAAUCCCAUCAAAGUGGAAUCCAAGCAAAGAAACGGAAUACCCUGGUCAGGUUCUUAGAUAUGAAGACAACUUUGACCCCGCCAGCAAUAUUUCUGUCAUGGUCACUCCAACCGACAAGAAGUCUAUCACUGAAUUUGGUCCACCUGAGGCCUUCCUCUCCAAGGUGGAUUAUUUGCUAGGGAAACAAGCAUACUCUGGCAAAACACAGGCCGAGGGAGGUUUUGAUACAGAUGUUGUGGCAAGUGCUAACAUAUUAGAAUCUUCAACUCAAGAGAUUGGUGGGAAACCGUAUUACUACUUGUCUGUGCUGACAAGGACUGCUGAUGGAACCGAAGGUGGCAAGCACCAGCUGAUCACGGCUACUGUCAAAGAUGGUAAGCUCUACAUUUGCAAGGCGCAAGCUGGAGACAAGAGGUGGUUCAAGGGUGCAAGGAGAUUCGUGGAGAAUGCUGCUACCUCUUUCAGUGUUGCCUAAGUAAUUAACAUGCAAAAAUGUAUCCGAAUCAACUUGGUAUAUGAAGAAUGUUUGUUUUGAAUCAUUCGUCAAGCGCUUAUCUUUGUAUAUUUUCCUCUGUAAGUCGAUAGAAAAUGGAGUCAGUUUGGAGGAAGCUGUGUUUGUUAUCGGUUUGUGAACAAGGACCCCUUUUGAAUGA